AGAGGCACCUCGCCUUUGUAUUAAACUAGGCAAUAACACAUUAUACAAUACAGCAAGACAUGCUCGUUCAACUUUAUCCUUCUUUUAAGCGUGUGUCCCUGUAUUGGAUAUUAACGAAAACUCGUCGUUUGUUUAUAAAUCAACCACGUCUCUUAAUAAAAGUGAUAAAACGAUCUAACGACGGUACGCGUUACUAGGGGUAUAAAGGGGCGGGACUUUCAGUCACAUGGUUUAAGCGGCAUGAAGCGAGAGAGAGAGGACUUCUGAAAGAUCUAUAUCCGUCUGGGUUGUUUCUGACAUUGCUAUUGGAAAUACUUCUAAAAAAAUCUCAAUGUAUAUUAUUCUUGUUGUUGUUCAUUAUCCGGUCCGGUUCUAUUUCUUCUCCCUCCGGUGACUCUUUACGUGUAUACACAUAGGAAGCAGGAUAACGGAAAUAGCGUUGGGGUAGACCGGGAAAACGCCACAAUUCAUGACCCUCUUCCAGCCUAUAUGCGUCAUCCUCGUCAGGGUCCUUUCCAGGAUGUUUGUCAUAUCUUCUCCCAAAAACUGGCCCUUGACGGAGACGUCACCGAUUCCAUCUCAGUUCAUGAUGCCUUGUUGGAAGAACUGGCAAAUUUACGAACUGAAGCUUACCAACUCAAAGCUACGCACCGAGACAAAAAAGAGUCAUGCAGGGUUCUGCAGUUCCAAUGCAGAGAGUCAGAGCAGGAAUCCGCUAGUGUCUGUUUGCAGACAAUUGCAGCUCAACAGGCAAAGCGAGGAGACGUUAGAACAGUACAGAUGCCAGAUCCAGGAAUUAAAGUUGAAGCACAGAAAGCUGCGGAUGAAGUUUGAAAACCAACUCAAUCAACUCAUAGAGCAGCACAAAAAUCUACUCACUAUAUUUACCCCAGAGAGACUUCCAUCUGAAAUAGAAAGCGCUCAGAAUUCAAAAUGCCAGUUAUUAGCCACUGAAAUUCUUAAGGUGGCACAGUUAAAUAUCCUAGAAGAGGAAGUCUAGAAGAGGUAAAGUGGAAGAGGAAGCCAGGAGGAGUGAUCUCAAGUUAUAUACAGAAAAUAAUUUGAAACGUUAACAAUUGUUAUCCUCAAUUGUAAUGAGCGGUUAUUUGUCAAGUUAACUAAAGGGUUUUGUUAUAAACCACUCCUUAUUUCAAAUUGGAUCCCGUAUGCAUGUGUAUUAACAAGGAAUUGUAUCCACAUUCAAUUACUGCUUAAUUCAUAGAGUGAUCCUUACAUAACUGUUGUAUUUGUCGGUUUCAGUUCAUAUGUGUGCAGAAAAACAACUUAAUAUCAGUGUAAUAUUGUGAAAUUAAAUAAAUGGUUCAGAAUAUAUUGAAUAUAAUAAGGAUUGUUUUCAUGCUUCAUUAAAGGCUUCCACCAGAAAAUGCCUUUGUAAUUACUUGGCCAUUUUGGCUGUGUGGCAUUAGGAACUAUUUAGUUCGACGUGAUAGUCAGAUUAGUUCUGUUAACAGUGACGACAUGUCAUUAAGGAGGAGUAUAGGCCUAUCUUAUCUGUUAUUCGCUAAGAGAGAACUUUGAUAACAACUCCUUCGUUUAUGGGAGUAAAAACAGGAUCCAUUCUGACUUCUUAGUUCAAACCAUUUAGUGCUUUACAUUUCUAGAUGGAAGAUCAUGUUUACUUAUCUCAAUAACUUCUCACAGGUAUUCUACCUUCUAGUUCUGAACCUAAUGAGCGGAAAAUAUUGAAUCUGGGCCAGAUCAAUCACAGAUUAAAGUACUUUGAUGAAUCAUGCAGUAUCCUUCCCAUUCGGUCGAGUGUAGAAAAAUCAUCAGGCCCAAAUCAUCAAC
This is a messenger RNA of Gadus chalcogrammus (walleye pollock), 1809 nucleotides long. RefSeq lists its product as uncharacterized. Bases 470 to 1000 code for a protein of 176 amino acids. The transcript has 8 exons. NCBI's taxonomy places the organism in Eukaryota, Metazoa, Chordata, Actinopteri, Gadiformes, Gadidae. The record is from RefSeq and is a predicted model, not a curated record. Gene Ontology annotation, cellular component: synaptonemal complex. Gene Ontology annotation, biological process: synaptonemal complex assembly.